Plectropomus leopardus (leopard coralgrouper) is the source of this 3502-nucleotide messenger RNA. The record is from RefSeq and is a predicted model, not a curated record. Lineage: Eukaryota; Metazoa; Chordata; Actinopteri; Perciformes; Serranidae.
AUCAAGUGAGGGGCCGUAAUGCUAGCUUAACCUGCUGUCCAAGUUAGGAGCCACUGUUCGAGCCAGCAUACAGAGGAUGGACCCCCUUCUACACGCAUGGAUGUAUGACUGCAACUGAAACGUAGUUUGCAAAGAUAAGUGCUAGUAUGAAGGAAAAGAGAAGAGAUGAAGAUGGACUGGUACCUGGAGGUGGCUGAGCACGGUCCACACUGCAGGAAGUAGGGAGACGAAACUGAAUCCCUGCAAGGAGCAAGCAACACCAGUUAGAAAGGACAGAUGCAGCCAAUGAGAAGAAAAGUUUGGAAACGUCGGUGCAGGGAAGUUGGCUCAAGAACAGGACUACAAUAUUCCUCCUGGUGUUUGGUCAUACAUAACCAACACGUUUGUGAUUUUCUGGGCAAAGAAAUCCAGGAGAUAAAUGGAGCGCAAGACACUGUAAAAGGUGGAAGUUGUCAGGCGGGUGACCGUAUCAUCCUCAGGCUGCAGUCUUGACCUGUGUUUGCUCUUCAGUAUGACAGGUGCCAUGAGACAUCACACACCUCCAGACCGUGUGAAGUUGUAACCUGUUUACCUGCGUUCCACCACACCUGCAUUUAAAGCUGCUGCGCAACCGGUUUGUUUCUGCCUGCUUGUCUUUUUGACGCAUUGGAUUUAAAGGAGAAGCGGAGUUGGAUCUUUCUGGGACUCAAGUUAUAGACGCUGCCCGCCUUUCUGUAGCUGUGUGGUGACUAUGGGAUUUCAGGGAAAUAUGAUCAGUGUCCUCCGGUGAAUAUCGCAGACGGGACGCAGAAAAACCGCCGACAGGAGGGUCUAGACAGCCGGUGAAGAAACCCGCCGGCCGGACAGCUGGGGACCAAACUGGAAGACGUCCAGCUGGCAGGUUGAGCAGACGGCAGAGGGCCUCACAAAACAGAGGACGCAGUGAAGGGCGCUGGGGUAGCCUAUCCAUAUACUCACCCCUGCUGGAUCAUGGGUAACCAGACCAGCAGAGAAAACCAUGGCACUACAGGCUCUCCUUUAGAUUUCUUCCACACGCCUCCUACCACGCCCUCAGAGGCAGAGCUGACAGCCAUGGCCUUAUCCUCUGCAGCUUCCUCCAGUAAGGCACAGACACCAUCACCAGCCGGCGGCACCACCCCCUCCACCACCUCUCCACUCGCAGACUGGACACAGAAACCGGCUGCUCCCUCAGAAUGGGCUGUGAUAAGUGUUGACAGCAUCAGCUCAGAGACAAAUGCGAGUGAUGCAGCUGUGAGGCAUGGGAAGGCAGCGGGCAGCCCGGUCAGCCCGGCAUCUCUGCCUCCGUCCAGAGGAUCACCUUCAGAGCAGAGCUGGCAGGAGCGGGACAGUGGACUGGAGCCGCAGGCUGCGGCAGAGAGAGUCGGAGAGGAGAUGACUCUGGUUUUACUCAGUCUGAUGGAGCACUACAGGGCCUCGCUGGGCCUGAGCCCCAACACUGAUGUCACCACAGGAGCAGUCGAGCUGCUCAGGCGUUUGAUAACCGAGAGAGAAGAGCUGGUUGAGGAGGUGGACACGCUGAGGGAGACACUCAGGACGGAGAGGUCGGAGUGGCAUCAGUUCCAGUGUGACCUGCAGGUCGCGGUGUCUGUGGCCGACCGGCUGCGGGUAGAGUCGGAGCAGGCUCUGGGUUUGCUCCAGGAGAGCCACGGGGCUGUGGAGGAGCAGCUGGCUCAGGCCAUCAGCAGACAGCAGGAGACGGACAGAGAGCUGGAGAGUUUGAGAGCCAAGCACAGAGACGUCUGCUGCAAACUGACUGAACUCACAGCGCAGCAGCAGCAGGAGCGAGCCGAGCUGGACGCUCUGAAGAACGCAUGCCGGUUGAAAAAUACAACAGAUUGCAAUGAACAGGAACAGAGACAAGACUCUGAGGAGGGGCAGAGGGAAGAAGCACAGAAGACUGUGGAGGCAAAAACCGAAAGUAAAGCUAAAAAUGUUGAAAAGCAAACAGAGGAGAAUGAAACAAAUCAAAAGGUGGAUCCUCCAGUCAUCCGACAUGAUCCUGAGGAGGCAAAUGGAUCAGAGAGCAUGCAGCUGAGAGGGAAAGGGGUGGCUGAGGGUUAUCUUCGCAGUCUGGCUGCCCUGGAGAAUAAGAAUGAAAGAAGAGAUCCGAGGAAGAUUGUGAUGCUGUCUGAAAGGUCUUGGAGUCUUUCUCGUCUCCCACUGCCAACUGUCUCCUCCGGCGACAAUGGCACCUCAAAAAACACAAGCACAACACUGCCGCUAUGCAAGAAAGAAGAUCCACCAAAACGGAGAAGGCUGGACCGCAUUUUGCAACGGCAGGACAGCUGGUCCAGCUUUUAUACAGGAAAACAGGAUGAGGACCAAAGCUCAGAUUCCAUCAAACCUCAGGAUGGUUUCAGUGCUCUGCUGCGGCGUCACGGCGGCUCCAGAAGAAACUCCCUGCUGCGCUGGUGCCAGAGUCGUACCCAAGGUUAUAAGAAUAUUGAGAUCACAAACUUCAGCAGCAGCUGGGAGGAUGGCUUGGCAUUCUGCGCUGUUUAUCACACUUACUUACCAACUCACAUCCUGUACGACACCCUCAACCCAGCAGAUAAGAAGGAAAAUCUGGAUCUCGCUUUUAAGACUGGAGAGAGUGUGGGAAUCACAGCCACACUGACGGUGGAGGAGAUGCUGAAGGCAGACGGGCCGGACUGGCAGAGGGUCCUGGGUUAUGUCGAAAGCAUUUUUCGUCACUUUGAGAUGUAAAGUUGGUUUCUCGCGUCUCAGUCUCCUGACUUCUUGUUUUUUCCAUCAUUGUAACUAAAGGACUGAAACACCACAAGAGGGAGCUCCAGCACAACGAACUCUCCAGCCAGGAUUUAGACUGUGUCAGUAAUACUCAACUUUCUGACCUGAUUUUAUGUAUCAAUAUGAUGUCCUUCAUACAGAAACAAGCUGAAUGGAAGAAACUAAACCUUGGAGAAUUUUUCUACAUACCAUCUAUUAAGAUCCAAACAGCUGCUGGGUAAUGAUGCACAAUACACAAUAAGAUCUGAUAGUUUUUAAAUCACUACUUAUGCUCAACAGUUACUUUCACAUUUGUUACUGGGUGCACUGGUUUUGCACAGUUUGCCUUUUUUUUAAAAAACAAAACAAAACAUGAGCACUUUAUGAUUCCUGUUAAAUUAUGUUGUAUUUUUAAGGGGAUGAAUUCAGAAUUUGGGGCACUUUAAGUUUUAAUAAUUAUUUUUAAUCGUGAACCUCCCCUUCCCUCGCACAGUGUUAUCAUGUCUGCAUGCACCCAAACCUAAAACCCAUACAACAAAGGAAGGGGGCAGAUUUGAACCCAGAUUUUCUGUACUGGAACAGCGGUGAUCAAACUUCAAACACCACAGUAUCCAUCUGAGAAAAACUGCCUUUGAGGAAAUGUAUAUAUGUAAAUGUCUGUACGUGCAUCAGUAUUUUUAAAAAACUGUUAAACAUAUGAAGAUGUUGUUGCCAAAGCCUUAUUGCAAUAAUAAAGUUAUGUACAGUAUAUUAA